ACUUUGAAUGUAUGUCGUACGUGUAGUCUGUUCGUAAAAUACAGGUCGACAGUAAUAUUUUUAAUCAACGAAGUUAAACUUGCAGUUGGAAUAUUGAUUGUUCAUAAUGCGAUUGACAGCAUUUCUUGCCUUCGGCAAAAAACCGAUUGGAUUCAAGUAUAGAGGAAAAAAUCGAGUUGUUAAAGAGAUUAAACCAUAUGAAUUGAAGGCUCUAAGAAAGGAUUAUGAAAGAACAGAAAUGAACAUGAUGUGGUUACGCCAUCCUUAUUUAACAGUUGAACAAUCAUAUGGACAUAUGAGUCAUUUUAAUCGAACAAAGGAAUUUUUCAUAGAAUGCGCAAGGCUCAGAAAUGAAAAAUUUGCAAAACAUGUAACCAUAGCUGAGAGAUUAGAACAUCUAAAAGUUAGUGAGAAGUGGGAUUAG
This is a messenger RNA of Phymastichus coffea, 424 nucleotides long. Its product is annotated as large ribosomal subunit protein mL63. Gene Ontology annotation, biological process: mitochondrial translation. Gene Ontology annotation, molecular function: structural constituent of ribosome. The transcript has 2 exons. Gene Ontology annotation, cellular component: mitochondrial ribosome. NCBI's taxonomy places the organism in Eukaryota, Metazoa, Arthropoda, Insecta, Hymenoptera, Eulophidae. Bases 107 to 424 code for a protein of 105 amino acids. The record is from RefSeq and is a predicted model, not a curated record.